Molecule: messenger RNA, 4193 nt
Organism: Triplophysa rosa
Lineage: Eukaryota; Metazoa; Chordata; Actinopteri; Cypriniformes; Nemacheilidae
Gene: cobll1b
Product: cordon-bleu WH2 repeat protein-like 1b
Exons: 14
Coding region: 224-3250 (1008 amino acids)
Molecular function (GO): actin monomer binding
Source: RefSeq, a predicted model, not a curated record
CCAUCGUGACACGACUGCAGUCUCUUUCUUUCUUCAAUGGGAACAGAGAGCUUCUGUUGACUGGGGCAGGACUUUGGAAAAUAUGGUGGGAGUUACAGAAUUGUAAGGGUGUAACGGGACAAAAGUGAUACAGCUGUAGAGAGACCCGAGAGUGUUUAGUCAGAAGUGGUUUCAGCACGCGUCAAGACCUGAAGGUGAUGAGUUUGAUAUUUUAGUAGCACUGAUGAAGGUUGACAGCAGCGCGCAGCAUCGAGGCCGAUCAAGUGCCGUGAAUCUCACAGCCGCUGCUGGGAUGGAUGGAGAUGCGCGCAACCGAAGGAGAUCUUCGAAACACAAAGCCCCCUCUCCUCCUCCUGUUCUGAAAGGGCUGGAUGGUCCACUGCUGAGUCACAAGCUCCCGGCGUACCCUCAUCCCAACAUGGACCAGAAAGAGAAUCUGCUGGAUCAGGACCUGACCCUAACCGUGGUCCUGCCAGGAGGGGUGGAGAAGACCACCGUGGUCCACGGCAGCAAACCCAUGAUGGACCUGCUGGUUACGCUCUGUGCCAAGCACCACCUGAACCCUUCCGGUCACACCAUUGAGCUCAUCACCACCAACAGAAACCAUGUGAAGUUCAAACCCAACGCUUUGAUCGGAGCCCUUGAGGCCGAGAAGAUCUUACUGAAACCCAAAGGACUGGAGGAUAGGAGCAAAAAGACAGGACCACAGAUGCCAGAGGCAACUGUACGAUUAGUGAUAAACUACAAGAAAACACAGAAGACUAUUCUCAGGGUGAGUCCUCGGGUUCCUUUGCGAGAGCUCUUGCCAGCCGUCUGUGAGAAAUGUGAAUUUGACCCGCAGACCACAGUUUUACUACGAAACGUUCACUCUGAAGACACUUUGGACCUGAACUGCUCUCUCAAUGACUUUGGCCUGAGAGAAGUGUACGCGAGAGAUACCAGAGUUUUUAGUCCAGUGAGUCCUGUGAGUCUGCCACCAUCUCCUACUCGCUCUGACACGAUUCGGCACCGAAAGGACCAGAUGCAGAAGGAGAAGGAAAAUAAAGGACUGUUCGGCUUAUUUAGAAAAGGAAGUCGCAAACAGUCAGAACAGUCUAUGACCGUGAGUGCGCCGGCGUCUCCGGUACAAAGGAAACAUCGUCCGGUGAGCAUGAGCUCCUUCAGCGCUCAUUCGCCGACGUACGAUUACAACACCUUGCCCUCCGAUAUGCCAAAGAAGAGAAGAGCACCGCUGCCACCCGGAAUGAUGUCACAGAGCAUGCCCGCUGACCUCAGCCAUCACCAGGGAAACCCUGAAACGGCAGGGCAUCUGGAUGGCAACCAGAGCGUGGCCCCUUUGAGCUCGGUACCCUCGACAGAAUCGUGCUUCAAGAGGACGUCCACCAAACGCAAGGCUCCCCCGCCCCCCGCCCUGAGCGCCGGAGCCCCUCCUGAUGAAGCUGCACAGGACAGAAGCGUGACAGAGGUCGUGUUGGCGUGUCCUCUGGAGGAGAUCAGGGAACAGGAGGAGGUGUCUGUGCCCAGAGAGCUGGAGGACAACAGCAGUCUGAACCUGUCUGCUGAUUUCUCAAUCGACUCCACUACUCAAGAUUCAGACAUGGAACGUGUAUCUUUACACGGGACGUCCCGAGACGAUCCAUCACGUGACCUCAGAUCUGCUGAUCCAGGAAUACCUGAGGUGGCAAUGAAUGGAGAGGUCCAAUCAGAGCAGGUCAUGAGCUGUCACGCCCAAUCAGAGACGGAUCCCCUGGAGGAAAGGAAAGAAAAAGCAGCUGAAUCUUCUGAAAGCAGUCUUGUUCUGGAGAAGGUUUCUGUGAGCGCUUCAGAGACGACUGGUUCUACGCUCAACAUGCCUCAAACGUUCGACUGCGGCAUCCAGACGUCACUCUCACAAUCUCAAUCCCUUGAAUCCAACACGGUCCCACCCAGAUCUUGCCCUGAGCCCAGUCAUUCACCUCUCACGCAAAAAACCAACCCGACAGAUCCCACGGCUCUCUCUAACAUUCCAUCAUCUGACGUUUGCAUCAAACCUCCAGUAGUUGUGUCCACACCCUCAACGGGGCCAAAGCGGGACAGGGCCACUUCUACAGAAGAGCUUCACGUUCCUGAACCCCAAACCAGCUCAACAAUUCAAUCCCCAAAACUCCCAGCGUCUAAAUCAAGCAACGCACAGUAUAUCGUAAAUACUGAGCCCAAACCCAAACCCUCCAACGAGCUGACCCGUGAAUACAUACCCAAAGUGGGCAUGACGACUUACACCAUCGUGCCUCAGAUGUCUCGGGAAAAGAUGCGUUUUUUUGAAGUGGAACUGACUCUGGAAAGACGCAAUGAUGCCGGCGUGGAGAACUCGGACAGCAAGACCGUCUCAUCUCCGCCUGGCCUGUUGACCAAUGGCACGCCUGCUCUUAACGGCCACUCGAGAUCAUCCAUAAAACCCGCGGAACUUUCACAAACCAUUCCUCCAGGUUCUCCUCAAGAUGACGUCUUCUCUCCAGCGUCUCCAUCAGGAACCGAGCACGGUGUCAAAGAGAAGAAAGUUCCACCCACCGUAAGACCCAAACCAGCUUCGUUCCGUCUGCCUCCGCACAAACGGACGGCCGGGGAUUACGUGAGCUCGGCGGCAGUGCGCAGGGCGAGUGUCGGGAGCAGCAGUAGCGGCAGCAGUCGGUGUAGCAGUCCUGCAGCGAGGCCUGUGCGAUGGGACGAGGAGGAACGUGAGAGGCCGAGGGAUGUCACUCAUCCUGAGGAGACCGAGGUAGAUGGAACUAAACCCCAACACCCUGUGAAAGAUGUCGAGCCUCCCAGAUUCCCCCCCGCUUCAUGUCUGACCCGUCAGAAGAGUCUUCCUGCAAACCCCUCGCCUGCGUUGAGUCUGGAUAAGUUGAGAAGCUUUGCUGCACCCAAGCCGUACUCACCGUCGACACCUUCUCGCUUCGCUCAGGCUGUGCUGUCUGCCGCCAAGCGCUCUCACACUCUUACCCGGCGUCCUCUGGUGCACACGAGCUCCGUUAAAGAGACACACGAGCCACCCGCGAACACAGUGACAGACAAUGGAGAGGAAGACACAGAGAGAUACAGAGCGGCCCCAUCACAAACAGCGGGCCGUGACGACCCAGCGCCGUGCUCUGCUUCAGACGCAGAUAUGGGGACGUGUAAGAUUGAAAACACUCAACCGUCACCCGGGUCUGAGGGAUCUUUAGGACCAUCUCCUACACUGAAGGGAAUAUCAGAAGCAUCCGUAGAGGAAUGAGGAAUUUCAACUCGCAGUGUUUUUAUUGACGGACAUCCAGCUGCAGUCUUUCCUGCAAACCACUUUCAUCACGACAAAACGUAUUUUCUUCGAAUUUUCAAAUAUUAUGAUUUUUUACCUUUCAAAGCUACACAGUUCAAAAUACUUUCAGCACCUUCCAGACCUGACCAGAACGUUCUCCGUUGCUUAUCAUGGAUGUGAAGCUGUUCCUCAGACUGCGGUGAUGCUUUCAUCUGCCUUCGUGCCUUAUAGUGAUAGUUAUGUGAAUUCUGUCAUUAUUUACUCACCCUAAUUCCAUAUAAGAGCGAAUAAAUAACAACAGAAUUCACAUUUUGGGUUGAACUACCUUUAGUGGGAAGAUCGGUUUGAUAACCUGACGUUGAGAUCGACGCCGAGUGGAUACGUGGAAGAAACAAGCUACAACCGUUGAUCUCUUCUCAUGUAUUCUUCAGAUGGACUCUCGGAGAUUAAACUGUUUUCUUAUUAUCUGUUACACUGUUUUUUCCCUGAAGACAGAAAUUAAACAACAGAAAUCUUAUUAAUGUUAUUUUAUUUUGAAAUCCAUCCAUUUGAAUAUUUUGGGGUUGCUUUGUGUCUUACGAAUGAGAUGAGAAAUGUUGUAAAUGUGCAGAUUUAGAGUAUGCUUUAUUCUAUUAUAAGGCCUUUAUUUUGUUUAAAUUAUUAGCUGCAAAUUUGAUAUAUAAUUGCUAGCCAAUGGUACUGAAAUAUACACAAAGCCCUGCUUUUUCACUUGUCAAACGUUAGCACAAAAUGUAUUGUUAUUAAUGAUGGGUUAUAGUUUUAUAUGUUCCAAUAAUAAUAAUGAUAUGGCAGUGUCUUCUGUGCCAACACAGAAGACACUGGCCUUAUUGUGAGGAGAAAACUGCUGUAAUAUCUGAACUUUCCUUUGUUCUGUAUUAAAGUAUAACAGACUUUUAAACGA